CUACCACCACCCGAAUAACAAAUACGUUACUUAGUUUGAUUACUUAGCAGUCGACUGUUGUGAUUCUUGGAAAUCGAUUUGAACACAUUCUAGAAUUAAUAGACACACCAAUUUUUAAAAAAAGAAAUUCGAAUUGCGUUCGAUUUUUCAAAUACGAAUUAUUUCUUUUUUAUUGGAGACGCUUUAUUGUGUUAAAUUUAUUACUGUGAAAAGAAUAUGUCAAAAUUAGUGAUUAGUGUUGUUUUCUUGUUUUUGAUAUUUAAUGUCGUGAAUGCGAAGAUAGUAAACAAAAGAAAAUGUCCAGAAGUAAGAGCAGUUCCACAUUUCGAUUUGACGCAAAUGCUUGGAGAUUGGUACGUGGUGGAAUACUACGCCAGUGCUGAAGAAGCUCUGUCAUACAGUUGUAUGAGAGCAGUAUUUACCCAAGACGACCAUGUGCCUGCUACCGACGGUUCCGUAGAAUGGACGCCAGGAGUAACAAUGAACUUCACAUACCGUUUUGCCGAUGACCCGUUGGGUGAGAACCUCCUCGGUAACAUAACUUGGAAAGUCGAUUUGAAUGAACCAGCUCAUUGGACACAUGCUGAAAGUACCUACGAUGGAAUCUACAACACGUAUGUCCUGGAUACAGAAUAUAAGACGUGGGCACUUUUACUUCAUUGUGCAGAACAACGUGAGGGCGCGAGGUAUUUGAGCGCCUUCAUACUAUCUCGGAAAACUACCCUACCUAAGAACGUUAUGGCUUAUCUAAGAGACAAAUUACCGAGGUAUGACGUGGACGUCCAAUACGUGUUCCCGAUCUCUCACGAUGUCUGCUCAUCCAAGCCUGCCAGACCUGAUUACGGCCCCAUCCUCGUUCAAGUGGGCAACAAGCCGAAGACUGAUGACGUCAGCUACAAUUUUACUUUUGGUCAAUAGACACUACAAUCAAAAAUACUCUUUUUGCAAAGUUAAAUCGACCGUACGCUUCAAUUAUUUGGUCACUUGAUUCGUGUGGUAAAAUCUUCCUAAAGAGACUAUGAACAGAACCGUGAACUGUAAAGUGCAUUUGGAAUAAUGCAGAUUUUACGAAAAAAUAUUGCAAAACAAAUUAUUAUUAUGUCAAAAAAAAACAAAUCAUAAAUCACAGGAGUGCCACAUGGUUCAUAUUUUUAUUUUUGUAUUAAUUUUCUUAAUGUAAAAAAAUAUUCCGAUAUUUUUUUCAUGGGAACAAGAAGACGCAGUUUUAUACAUUGAGUCGAACUUAAAUCCUAAUUGUCAAACACAACGUGCACGCCUUUACAUUGUUACCUGUGUA
Hyposmocoma kahamanoa is the source of this 1297-nucleotide messenger RNA. RefSeq lists its product as uncharacterized. The coding region runs from base 217 to 918 and encodes 233 amino acids. The record is from RefSeq and is a predicted model, not a curated record. Lineage: Eukaryota; Metazoa; Arthropoda; Insecta; Lepidoptera; Cosmopterigidae. The transcript is spliced from 5 exons.